This is a messenger RNA of Pestalotiopsis fici W106-1, 681 nucleotides long. RefSeq lists its product as uncharacterized. The transcript has a single exon. NCBI's taxonomy places the organism in Eukaryota, Fungi, Ascomycota, Sordariomycetes, Amphisphaeriales, Sporocadaceae. Bases 1 to 681 code for a protein of 226 amino acids. The record is from RefSeq and is a predicted model, not a curated record.
AUGAGUAAUUGGCUGAACCUGAUCACUGAUUGGUUUCAGACAAAAGCCAAAGCAGAGGAGAAAACGCUGAAAACGUUCGAACGCCUCUGGAGCGGCCAGGAAGAUGGCCAGCGUAUCACUUUCGUAUCGGUCGUAAUUCAACCUUCUGCGACUUCCUCCUGUGUUAUAGAGGAUAUAGGUUUAUCCGUUUGGUCGAAACAUAUUCUUUCGGAGAACAUGUCGUAUCAUUGGCAUGUCCAAGAAAACUUCGAGAUCCAGACAGAGGAUGUUGUCACCUUUGGGAACCCCGACUCAUUUGCCUUCGGGAAAACGCAAACAAUCACGGCAGAUGAUAUCAAGACAGUCUUAGAUGACUGGAUAUUGAGCCUUUCUGGUCAAUGUGAUCAGUUAUGUCUCGUUAUAUUCGGCAGAGAAUCUGCAAAGAAACUGGAAAAACAAUGGACAUCGCCUUCACCCGUAGUUCUUCUCGACCUCGAGGUACUGUGGCGCUUGCGAUACGGAGGUCAACCCCAUGCUACAUUCGAUGAGGCUGCGUCUGAACUUGGGAGUUUUGAGCGCGCAACGGCCAUGCUUGAUGACGCGGGCAACCAGGCGUACUACCUGCUUUCUGUACUGCGACAAUUAGGGGGUGCGGAGGGCCCGAGAGGAGACUUCUUCCCAAAAUUGAUGGAUGUAGAAUAA